Arabis nemorensis is the source of this 534-nucleotide messenger RNA. The record is from the annotation of a GenBank genome assembly. NCBI's taxonomy places the organism in Eukaryota, Viridiplantae, Streptophyta, Magnoliopsida, Brassicales, Brassicaceae.
AUGAAGAAAACCGACGUAACCAAACCGGUUAAACUAUACCGAGGCGUAAGACAACGGCAUUGGGGAAAAUGGGUUGCUGAGAUUCGGUUACCUAAAAACCGAACCCGGUUAUGGCUCGGUACGUUCGAAACUGCUGAAGAAGCUGCCUUAGCUUAUGAUCAAGCUGCUCAUAAGAUCAGAGGAGAAAACGCUCGUCUCAAUUUCCCUCAAAUCGCUCUUUUCGGAGAAUAUAAACAGUCUUUGUCACCAUCUAUCAACGCCAAGAUCGAAUCAGUAUGCAACAGCUCAGAUAUUCCUCUGCCUAAGCUCAAGAAACCGGCCAAAACAGAGGAAGUGUUCACUGGUUUUCAUUGUACCGGUCUUAAACCGGAUCAAGAACCUGAAUUUCCGGAGAUUUUUGGAUCCGGUUUCUCGUUGUUGGAUUUCUCAAGUGAUUGGUUGAAAGAAGAUGAGAGUUUGUUUAUGGGUUUGCAUAAGUUUCCUUCUUUGGAGAUUGAUUGGGAUGCUAUAGAUAAACUCUCUGGUUCCAUUUGA